Molecule: messenger RNA, 4512 nt
Organism: Prinia subflava (tawny-flanked prinia)
Lineage: Eukaryota; Metazoa; Chordata; Aves; Passeriformes; Cisticolidae
Gene: FGFR2
Product: fibroblast growth factor receptor 2
Exons: 18
Coding region: 260-2932 (890 amino acids)
Biological process (GO): positive regulation of cell population proliferation; fibroblast growth factor receptor signaling pathway; positive regulation of kinase activity
Cellular component (GO): signaling receptor complex; plasma membrane
Molecular function (GO): ATP binding; fibroblast growth factor receptor activity; fibroblast growth factor binding
Source: RefSeq, a predicted model, not a curated record
AGGUACAUAAUUAUCCAGCACAGGAGGUCUUUCCAGGGACCUCGUCCCCCAGCAACUGUGGCAAUUAAACUAUGAAAAGAAUUUGGUUUCGUUUCGUCUUCGCUGGACUCCGCUUCUUUUGGGAGAGGGCAAUCCUUGAAGCCUGUUUGCUGUCCUGGUGGUAAAGACUGGCUUGGCUCCAUGGAUAGGUGCGGAGCUUUGAUUUUUGCGUUGUUGCGCCUUGGCAAGCCAGGAUUUUGAGUUUGCUGCUGCCCUGUGGAUGAGGAAUCCCUUCUUUCUGCCGGCAGAUGUUGAGGGGCAGGAGCCAACAAAAAUCUUCAGCAGCCGCCGUCGUUCCAAGGGAGGAGGCAUUACCCUGGCCGAAGGCACGACUUUCUCUCCAUGCUUCUCUAGAGGUGUUCAGAUGGGAUUAAAGUCCACAUGGAGAUAUGGAAAUGGACCAGGAACUUACUCUAAAAAGAUGGUCAGCUGGGACUCGGGUUGCCUUAUCUGCCUGGUGGUGGUCACCAUGGCUGGACUUUGCCUGGCUCGACCUUCAUUUAAUUUAGUUGUCGAAGACACCACGGUGGAACCCGAAGAGCCGCCAACCAAAUACCAAAUCUCUCAGCCAGACGUGUACUCGGCACUUCCCGGAGAGCCGCUCGAGUUGCGCUGUCAAUUGAGGGACGCCGUCAUGAUCAGUUGGACUAAGGACGGGCUCCCUUUGGGGCCCGACAAUAGGACAGUGAUUAUUGGGGAGUACUUGCAAAUUAAGGAUGCCACGGCCAGAGAUUCGGGCCUCUAUGCUUGCACUGCUGUUAGGACCCUAGACAGUGAUACUCUGUACUUCAUUGUAAAUGUUACAGAUGCUCUUUCCUCUGGGGAUGAUGAAGACGACAAUGAUGGGUCCGAGGACUUUGUGAAUGACAGCAACCAGAUGAGGGCGCCUUACUGGACGCACACGGACAAAAUGGAGAAGAGGCUCCACGCCGUGCCGGCCGCCAACACCGUCAAGUUCCGCUGCCCGGCCAUGGGGAACCCCACGCCCACCAUGCGGUGGCUGAAGAACGGCAAGGAGUUCAAGCAGGAGCACCGCAUCGGCGGCUACAAGGUCCGUAACCAGCACUGGAGCCUGAUCAUGGAGAGCGUGGUGCCGUCGGACAAAGGGAACUACACGUGCAUAGUGGAGAACCAGUACGGCUCCAUCAACCACACCUACCACCUGGACGUGGUUGAGCGCUCCCCGCACAGGCCCAUCCUGCAGGCCGGGCUCCCCGCCAACGCCUCCGCCGUGGUCGGCGGCGACGUCGAGUUUGUGUGCAAGGUCUACAGCGACGCCCAGCCCCACAUCCAGUGGAUCAAGCACGUGGAGAGGAACGGCAGCAAGUACGGCCCAGACGGGCUGCCCUACCUGCAGGUUCUAAAGGCUGCCGGUGUUAACACCACGGACAAAGAAAUUGAGGUUCUCUAUAUACGGAAUGUAACUUUUGAGGAUGCUGGGGAGUAUACAUGCUUGGCGGGUAAUUCUAUUGGGAUAUCCUUUCACACUGCAUGGUUGACAGUUCUGCCAGCUCCUGAGAAAGAGAAGGAAUACCAAACCCCUCCAGACUACGUGGAAAUAGCCAUUUACUGCGUGGGGGUGUUCCUGAUCGUGUGCAUGGUGCUGAUAGUGAUCCUGUACCGCAUGAGGAACACCACCAAGAAGCCGGAUUUCGGCAGCCAGCCCGCCGUGCACAAGCUCACCAAGCGCAUCCCCCUGCGCAGACAGGUAACAGUGUCUGCUGACUCGAGCUCGUCCAUGAAUUCCAACACGCCCCUGGUGAGGAUCACCACCCGCCUCUCCUCCACUGCUGAUGCCCCCAUGCUGGCAGGGGUCUCGGAGUACGAGCUGCCAGAGGACCCCAAGUGGGAAUUCCCAAGGGAUAAGCUGACGCUGGGCAAACCCCUGGGAGAAGGUUGCUUUGGGCAAGUGGUCAUGGCCGAAGCGGUGGGGAUUGACAAAGACAGGCCAAAAGAAGCAGUGACCGUGGCAGUGAAGAUGUUGAAAGAUGAUGCCACAGAAAAAGACCUGUCUGACCUGGUGUCAGAGAUGGAGAUGAUGAAGAUGAUUGGGAAGCAUAAAAAUAUCAUCAAUCUUCUUGGAGCCUGUACCCAGGACGGACCUUUGUAUGUGAUAGUGGAGUAUGCUUCCAAGGGGAACCUGCGGGAGUACCUGCGAGCGCGCCGCCCGCCCGGCAUGGAGUACUCCUUCGACAUCAACAGGGUGCCCGAGGAGCAGAUGACCUUCAAGGACCUGGUGUCCUGCACCUACCAGCUGGCACGAGGCAUGGAGUACCUGGCUUCCCAAAAAUGCAUCCAUCGAGACUUGGCCGCAAGAAAUGUUUUGGUAACCGAAAACAAUGUCAUGAAAAUAGCAGACUUUGGUUUAGCCAGAGACAUCAACAAUAUAGAUUAUUAUAAAAAGACUACUAAUGGACGGCUUCCAGUAAAGUGGAUGGCUCCAGAAGCUCUGUUUGACAGAGUUUACACACAUCAAAGUGAUGUUUGGUCAUUUGGUGUGUUAAUGUGGGAGAUCUUCACCUUAGGAGGGUCACCCUACCCAGGAAUCCCAGUGGAGGAACUUUUUAAGCUGCUUAAAGAAGGGCACCGGAUGGACAAACCUGCCAACUGCACCAACGAGCUCUAUAUGAUGAUGAGAGAUUGCUGGCAUGCUGUGCCUUCUCACAGACCCACGUUCAAACAGCUGGUGGAGGACCUGGAUCGGAUCCUCACUCUCACAACUAACGAGGAGUACCUGGACCUGAGUGGACCCCUGGAGCAGUACUCACCCAGCUACCCCGACACGAGGAGCUCGUGUUCCUCGGGGGACGACUCCGUGUUCUCCCCCGACCCGAUGCCUUACGAACCUUGUCUGCCCAAGUACCAGCACAUGAACGGGGCUGUGAAAACAUGAGCAGAGGGCAACAACACCGAGCUGCCUGCCCUGUGCAAAGCAAGAGCUUUUCUCCAGGACCUUCAUGUUUCUGCUUGUACAUAGGAAAUGUGGGAAAAAGAAAAAAAAAAAAAAAGAAGGAAAAUGAUUAAAAAAAUCCAUUUUGGAGGAAAGCAGUCAGAACCUACAUAAAGAUUCUCAUCACUUGCAGCUUUCAGAUGUUCCCGAGAAGGAAGAAUGUUUAUGAGCUGUGUCUAGAUACCCAUUGCUAUCAAUUUUCUGGCUUCCUGUGAGCUGCAACAGACUUUGUUUGUACAAUGGACCAGUCGGACUUGAGGCAAACUCUGGGUCUGCCUUUCUUGUUUAUUUUGUAAUAUUUGGAGAAAAUAUAUGUUGGCACACACUUACAGAGCACAAAUGCAGUAUAUAGGUGCUGGAUGUAUGUAAAUAUAUUCAAAAAUAUGUAUAAAUAUAUAUUAUAUAUAUUUACAAUGAAUUAUUUUUUGUAUUGAUUUAAAAAAAUGGAUGUCCCAAUCCACCUAGCAAAUUAGUCUCUUUUUUAACAGCUAUUUGCUAAAUGCUGUUCUUACACAGAAUUUCUUAAUUUUCACCAUCCAAAGGUGGAAAAUACUUCGCUUUCAGGGAAAAUGGUAUAUCAUUAAUUUAUUAACUAAUUGGUAAUGUACAAAACCGUUAAUCGUUUAUAGGGUUGUUGUGUUUUUGUAAUUUAAAUGGCAUUUCUAUGCAGGCAGCACAGAGGACUAGUAGAUAUAUUGCUCAGACUUUACUAGUUUUCAGAUCUUUAAGAAAAGAAAUAUUUACAGUAUAUAACUAAUUUGGGGGAAUUAAACUUUUGAUUUAUUUGUGUUUAAAAACUGCAGUGUCAGAUGAUUAUUCUUAUCAAAACCAAACCCUUCAACAAGAAAGUCAUUUUCUUAUAAGGUCCAAAAAGCAGAGUCGUUCCACUCCAAAAAAAAAAAGAAAAUAAAAUUUUGAAGAAGGUUCUUAAAGUAAGGAAAGACAUGAGUUGGUCUAUAACCACAGCAGAACAGACUGCUCUAAAAGGAGCUGAGCUUCUACCCUGAGUUGCACAUGCAUCAAAUUAUCUACAAUUCUCUUGCCUCAGCUGGAUAAUAGGUUCCAGACCUUUUGGCCUGGAUCUUUUGCCUUUAUCCCUCUAUUGUAACUUAAGUUAAAAAGGGAGAAGUUGUUUAUAAUGACAACUUGCCAUAGGAAUAUCAGCAUCUUUUUAGGGAAUUAAUUCAUGCUGACUCCAGUAUUUCCUUCUGAACCAUUCCAUAACAGUAGGUGUAGCACUGGCCUCUGCUAGAAUAUCACUGUUCUUUGUAUCUCUUCUUUUUACAGAAUCUUGUAUUUUUACUUUCAGAACAUUCACAUUGACAUGGCCAUGGAAUAUAAUGCAAAUUUCACUGUUUUAUGUGGUGGUGUGUUUUUGUUUUUGUUUUGUUUUUUUAAAAAUAAUUUUUAAUUGGGUAAAAUAAGUAUUAAAAUCUGUUAACUUUUGUACUGACAAUAAAAUGUUUCUACAGAUAUUAAUGUUAAAAUUACAAAAUAAAUGUCAUGCAGCUUAUUUUUCCUAA